CCCUCGCCGCCUCACCCCCUCGCCGCCUCACCCCCUCGCUCCCUCACCCCCUCGCUCCCUCACCCCCCUCGCUCCCUCGUCUCGGAGAUCGCUGGGGUCUUCGCCGCCGCCGUUGGCGAGGGAGCGGCAGGGGAGACCCCCGGACUCUUGCUCUGGGGUCUGCUUGGAACCGGAUCCACCGCAGGGGUCCGUAGGCGGGACCGCACCCCCCCCUGCGUGGGGACCCCUGGGAGAGGAUGGCGACCCCGUCGCCGGCACAGACCCCCGAGUCGGCGAGGCGAGGGGACCCGGACGGGAUGACGUGGUGGUACCGGGUCCUGCUGCGGGUGGCGGGGGUGUGUGGGGCCCUGGCGUGUGCCAUCGCUGGUCUCUGGAGCUGCAUCACCGUGAGCCCACUCACUCUCCUGGCUGGCAUCUUCAUGAUGCUGACUGCGGCUGUGCUGCUGCUAUGCGAGGCUCCGUUCUGCUGUCAGUUCGUGGAGUUUGCAAACGUGGUGGCGGCACGUGCCGACCGCCUAAAGCCCUGGCACAAGGGCCUGGUGUACUGCAUACUGGCGCUGGUGCCCGUGUUUCUGAGUGCCGGCCUCACCACCAUCCUGGGCAAUGCCAUUGUGUUUGGUACCGGCGUCCUCUACGGCCUCGCCUCACUCGGCAAGAAGGGUGACGCGGUGUCGUACGCGAGGCUACAGCACGGCCAGAAGUCGGACGACAUCCCCCUCGCGGAGAGGGGUGGCGUGGAAGGGGAGCCCUGAGGACACUCCUGACAACAUACACCGCUCGCACACACACAGAAUACGUAGCACACGCAUAGCAUAGAUAGUACACACACACACGGUACAUACAUAAACAUAGCGUUAACAGUACACACAUAGCACGUGCAUGCAUACAUAGUCCACACAAAUAAAGCACACGCAUAGCUUAAGGACAAAGAUCACUGAUUAAGGCUGACGGUGUGGUCAUCACUAUUCCCGACCGCCUUUGUCUCCCUGGAGCUGACGAUGUGUGUUGAACACACCGCACCAGGCACUCAUGUCUUAGGACUGAGUCGAGCUAGUGGGAGGCCUGGGAAAGAUACAACUCGCCACUGAAGCGGGGAUGAAACCGAGGAGACCGAUGGGGUUGGUGGUGCAGUGCGUUAACCACGACGCUGCUCACCCCCCAUGUAGUAACACGCACAUCAUACCCUGACACAGUAACGACACUCACCGUUCGUACCGUACACGGUGUAUAAACACACUACAAUGCUAGGGGCUCGUCAGCUAUUGUUUACACAACCACGCGCUGGGCAAAUCCUGGAGGCGCGUAGUGUGGGCUCUGACAUUGGAGCCGGGCACGCGGGGUAAAGGAUAAAUCCACAGAGCACAGAGAACGCACGUGCUGUACGCUACAAAGACAAAGAUCCCGCGGAUAGCCUUCACAGACUGCUGGGGCAGGCGCUGUUAGCGAGCACCUAUGAAUGCCGGAACGGCGCAAUUAGGAGGGGGAUGGUGUGGCCAGCUCCACGCCCGGCAGCCUUUGUGUCCCCAAUGCUGAUGUUUACACACCGCACCAGCUACUCGGGUUGAGUCGACCUAAGGAGAAGGCCUGCUGACGGUUCGGAUAAAAGUCACCGGUAGUUGUUGGCCGUGAGUGGGAAUCGAACUCGGGUCGUGUGAUUCCUCGCGCGGAACGCCAACAGCUGCGCCACCGCUCUCCGCAAUCCACCGCUGUACAAAACCCCCUCUGCACGCGCAAAUCUUACAAUAGGGUACACGGGAAACAUAGCCCUGGACACGCACACCGCGCACACACCCCUUUAACUAUAUAUAAGAUGUUAACCACGCGUCUACACACCUCUCCCGAGAGUGACGCUACAUACACUCAACGGGGAAGGGCGCCACGCGAACACGCGUGCGUCUUGGCUGAGCGCGAGUGCAAUUGUUGGCACGAGGAAGGAGGCGAUGGCUCUUCUUCCUCCAGGUGCCGUGCGGGUUGUGGUUGUUUUAUUGUGGCUGUAGUAUCGGCGGUAGUUGUGGUGGUUGUUAUUGUAGGCAUAAUAAACGGCGUGCGAAGACAUUC
Petromyzon marinus (sea lamprey) is the source of this 2058-nucleotide messenger RNA. RefSeq names its product calcium channel flower domain containing 1 (gene CACFD1). Gene Ontology annotation, biological process: vesicle-mediated transport. The record is from RefSeq and is a predicted model, not a curated record. Gene Ontology annotation, cellular component: membrane. Lineage: Eukaryota; Metazoa; Chordata; Hyperoartia; Petromyzontiformes; Petromyzontidae.